AUGGCUGUCAUGUUCUGGGAGAAUUGGUCCUUUCUACAUUUCCGAUAUGGCCACAUCUUCCAGCCUUCUGAGCCUAGCAGAGCCCUGCUGUUCAUCAUGCUGGGGAAAGUCUUGCUCAAUCUGUUUCUGCUGAGAAUCAGAAGACAGACUCAGCGCGAGAGUUUUAUGGUCCACUUCUGCAUUUCACUGGCCGUCCUGGACUUGGUGCUUCUGGUGACCAUGUUUCUCAUCUUCUACUUCCGCGACUUUAUGCUUUUGGGCAUCCGGUUUACCACGUAUCACAUCUGCCUUUUGGGGCAGAUUAUGGCCAUUACCUACGGGGUCUUACAUUAUCCCAUUGCUUUGAUGGCUGGCCUGGAUUAUUACUUGACAAUAUCCAGAACUUCUGCAUUUACUACAUGUCGGAGAUUGUUGUACACAGCUGCUGUGGUCUUAACGUGGAUUUCAGUUCUCUGUUACGUUCUGACAUUGCCAAGCAGUGCCAUAGGACUGGACAUUUACAAUUCUGGAUACCAAUGCCCUUUCUACAUCAGCAGUCAGAGCUACUGGCUCUCACUUGGUAUGUUAUCCAUCAUCUGCCUGGCUUUUGUACUGUGUUGGUCAGAAGUGAUUGCUAUGGUGCAGCCAGUUAAGCUGAUUUGGUACAGGGACGAGACUGUGUUGUUCUUCCCUCAUAUGCCUGAGUGCAGCCCUAGAGACUGCGCAAAGCAUUUCUUGACCCGACUGCUGGUCUGCUUUGUCGGCAACUGGGCCCCUUUUGUUUUCCUUCAAAUGCUCAUUGUGUUACUUGAUGUUCAGAUCCCUGCCUACAUAGAGAUGAACGUUCCCUGGCUUUACUUCAUCAGCAGCUUUCUCAUUGCCGUCGUGUAUUGGAUCAGGCGUCAGCAAAUGGAGCUGACUGAGGAGGCCUGGGACGUUGAUCCGUUUGUCAGCUGGAAGUUCUGCUUUGUCCCUUUCCACUCUCAAAAUGCAGAUGAAGCUCAAAAAACCACUGGUGAAAUUGUGAUCUGUUAGCAGGCUGCU
This is a messenger RNA of Euleptes europaea (tarantolino), 1023 nucleotides long. It is a transcript of the gene GPR160, whose product is annotated as G protein-coupled receptor 160. The record is from RefSeq and is a predicted model, not a curated record. Lineage: Eukaryota; Metazoa; Chordata; Lepidosauria; Squamata; Sphaerodactylidae. The coding region runs from base 1 to 1014 and encodes 337 amino acids. Gene Ontology annotation, cellular component: signaling receptor complex; plasma membrane. The transcript has a single exon.